AUGGAUGGCCUUAUGAAGCAACUAGCUGCAUUGUUCAUUGUAGUUUACUUCCUAGCUCACAAUGUUAGAGGACAAAGGCCUGAGGAUGGAGAGGAUAAUGGGUUGGGUGUCUCCCGAUUCAUCGGUGGUAGGCGAUCAGGGUUCGGUCGAGAAUCGGGGUGUCGCUUUGGUGACCGCUGCCAGGGUCGUGGUGGGUUUGGAGGAGGUGGCCUAGGUGGCAGUGGUGGUGGUUUAGGCGGUGGUGUUGGAGGAGGUAAAGGAGGAGGGUUUGGUGCUGGAGGCGGUGUUGGGGGUGGUGCUGGUGGGGGCGUUGGUGGUGGUGCAGGUGGAGGUUUUGGAGGUGGUGGUGGUGCUGGAAGUGGAAGUGGUGGUACUGGAAGUGGUGGUGGUUUUGGUGCUGGUAGAGGUGUUGGAGGAGGUGUUGGUGCAGGCGUUGGUGGUGGUGGAGGAUUUGGUGGUGGUGGUGGCGGCGGUAGUGGUGGUGGAGCUGGAGGGGGGCAUGGUAGCGGUUUUGGUGCAGGAGGUGGUGUUGGCAGUGGUGCUGGCGGAGUUGGUGGAGGUGGAGGGUUUGGGGGAGGUGGUGGUGGUGGUGGUGGUGUUGGCGCUGGAGGGGGGCAUGGUAGCGGUUUUGGUGCGGGAGGUGGUGUUGGCAGUGGUACUGGCGGGGUUGGUGGAGGUGGGGGAUUUGGGGGAGGUGGUGGCGGUGGUGUUGGUGGAGGAGCCGGACAUGGUGGAGGCUUUGGUGCGGGUGGUGGUGUAGGCGGCAGUGCAAGCGGUGGAGUUGGUGGAGGUGGAGGAUUCGGUGGUGGCGGCGGUGGUGGAGCUGGUGGAGGAAAUGGUGGCGGCUUUGGUGCAGGGGGAGGAGUAGGCGGUGGUGUUGGUGGUGGUUUGAGUGGUGUUGGUGGACUUGGUGGCGGUGGUGGUGGUGGCAGCGGAGUUGGUGGAGGUCUUGGUGGAGGUGGUGGAGUUGGUGGUGCCGGAGGCUUAGGUGGAGCUCAUGGAGGAGGUUUAGGCAGUGGGUUAGGAAAGGGUGCUGGGGUGGGUGGAGGUUUUGGAAUAGGGAUAGGGGUCGGAGUCGGGGUGGGCGUGGGUGGUGGUUCAGGUGGCGGAGCUGGAGCUGGUAGUGGUGCAGGGGGUGGUGGGGGACGCUGAACUUCAAGGUAAACAAGAACUUCAGCGCAUAGUCUGCCAUCCUAAUACAUGUGAUGUGCAAGAUUUCAGUUUUCAUGUUUGUAUCGUCUAAUGCAAGCCCUUGUAGCAUAAGUAGAUGUAGCAUGGAUGAAUUUCUUCUUAAAGUGAGCAAAUAAAAGCAA
Molecule: messenger RNA, 1313 nt
Organism: Amborella trichopoda
Lineage: Eukaryota; Viridiplantae; Streptophyta; Magnoliopsida; Amborellales; Amborellaceae
Source: RefSeq, a predicted model, not a curated record